Molecule: messenger RNA, 378 nt
Organism: Caenorhabditis briggsae
Lineage: Eukaryota; Metazoa; Nematoda; Chromadorea; Rhabditida; Rhabditidae
Exons: 3
Coding region: 1-378 (125 amino acids)
Source: RefSeq, a predicted model, not a curated record
AUGAUGUUCAAGAUUGGUUUGAUCCUUGUAUUCACUGCUGCCUCUGUGCUUGGAAUUGACGUUCACAACAUAACCGAAGAAAAUAUUACCGAAACUGGUAUGUAUGAAACCGAGACCAACGGAACAACCGGCCUGUUGGAAACUAUUAAAUCGCAGACCCCCGACUACUACAAAACUCCAGAAAAAAUUAACUGGAUUGUACAAAUCAUAGUACUCCUGGAACUCAUUUUCAUAUGCUUCUUACUCCUCGCAUUUGCAGUAUGUAUGUUCUAUUUGUGCGCCUACAUAAUUCGUUCCAAUAUCCGACGAGUCUGCCUAACAGUUCUUCGCUGUCGCACAAGAACUCCAGUUGUUCAAGACGUUUCAAUUCGUUUCUAG